Molecule: messenger RNA, 2378 nt
Organism: Medicago truncatula (barrel medic)
Lineage: Eukaryota; Viridiplantae; Streptophyta; Magnoliopsida; Fabales; Fabaceae
Product: YTH domain-containing protein ECT2
Exons: 9
Coding region: 122-2089 (655 amino acids)
Biological process (GO): mRNA destabilization
Cellular component (GO): cytoplasm
Molecular function (GO): mRNA binding
Source: RefSeq, a predicted model, not a curated record
CUCUAGCGGCGACCCCUUCUCCAAGCUUCUCUCUCUUUUAUAAAUACGUAACUCUUCUUCUCUUCUCAAACCCUUUCUCUCUCUUCUUUCUCUCUCAUCAGCUGCGCCGUCGAUUUCCACCAUGUCAACCGUUGUUGCUUCUUCACCUGACACCACAAAAGCUGCAGAUUUAAUGCAGAAUUUGUCCUUGGAUUCUGCUGAGCCUAGGACCAUCGCUGUUCCAGAGCCUGCAAAGAAGGCUGGACAUGGUCAAGCUAACGAGGUGCCGAAGACAUUUAAUCCAAAUGCUAGCUAUGUUCCUAAUGGACAUCCUUCUAUUUCAUACUAUUAUGGAGGCUAUGAUGGGCAAGGCGAUUGGAACGAUUGGAAUGUUUACCAAAAUUAUGUGAAUGCUAAUGGAGGAAUGGCACAGGGUGUUUAUGGAGACAGUGGUUCUUACAUGUACCCUCAAGGUUAUGGUUAUGCACCAUAUGGAUCGUAUCCGUCACCCAGCACAUCUCCAUCCCUCCCACAUGAUGAUAAGCUCUAUGGGCUGCAGCAGUACCAGUAUCCUUCUUAUUAUCAGCCUUCAGCUUCUGCCAAUGGGACAUAUGGUGCUACUGCUAACAAGACCAAUGUCCAUGGAGGGAAAACUUCAACCCCUGUUACUGCUGAACAUGUCCCUUCGUCAGUCAUGAAUAAAGGAAGCACCACUACUAUGACCAAUGGGUAUUCUUCAAAUAACAAUGUGUCAAAUGAUUCUUACCAAAGGGCUGGCUAUGCUGCGUAUGCUCCUGUGUCAGGAUAUGCUGGUACUUAUGGGACUCAACCAUCGUACCCUUCAGAUCCCUUGCUAUUUUCUGAUAGGCAGUCAAAGAAUGGAUCAAAAACUGGAUAUUCUACACCAGCUGUGCCUCGCAAAGAUUUUUCCUCUCAAAGGAAUUCAUCUCUUUCCCAGCCACUUCCACAAUACUCGAAUUUGCAUGGCUAUUCAUCUGGACUGGGACCGUAUUCUGGAUAUCCUAAUGGGAUGUACCCAAGCAACACGAUGUACAGCCAAUAUGGAAACACAUACAGAGGCAGGUCUAACUAUGGAUCUACUUAUGGAUCCAGAACAGGUUCCUAUGAUAACAAGUAUAGAUCCACAAGCUAUGGCCGUGGUUUUGACCAUGUCAAAAGAAAUGUGGAUGGCUUUGGUGAGCUGAACAAGGGACCGAGAGGUUCCAAUAGUUCUGAUGAUAAAAAUGACAAAAGUCUUGGACCUGUCACAUUAUUACUCAAAGGACAGGACCUUCCUAUUAAGAGUGACGAUGAUAAAGAAGUGCAUCCAGUUCCCGACAAGCAACAGUACACUGGGGAAGAUUUAUCUGAGAAUUAUUCUGAUGCAAAGUUUUUUGUCAUCAAAUCUUAUAGUGAGGAUGAUAUCCACAAGAGUAUGAAAUAUAAUGUGUGGACAAGUACCCCUAAUGGCAACAAGAAACUAGAUGCUGCAUAUCUGGAAGCCAAGGAGAAGUCUGCUGACUGUCCCAUAUUUUUGCUAUUUUCGGUCAAUACUAGUGGCCAAUUUGUUGGUUUAGCUGAGAUGGUGAGUCCAGUUGAUUUUGACAGGACCGUCGAGUAUUGGCAACAGGACAGGUGGACUGGUUGCUUUUCUGUGAAGUGGCGUAUCAUUAAGGAUAUCCCAAAUAAUGUGUUGAGACACAUAACUCUAGAGAACAAUGAAAACAAACCUGUUACAAACAGUAGGGACACUCAAGAGGUCAAGUUUGAGAAGGGUGUUGAAAUUCUCAAAAUUUUCAAGGAGCAUUCAAGCAAAACAUGCAUUCUGGAUGAUUUUGCAUUUUACGAGGCUCGCGAAAAGACAAUUCAGGAGAAAAAAGCUAAGGAACAACUGUCAAAAGAGAUAGUCAACAAGUCCAAUGAUUCGGCAACUGUUGGAACUGAUGUAUUGCCGAAAUCUCAGGAUGGAACCUUGGUGAAUGAAUCAGUUGUUCCAGAUGCAGCAGGGACAGGGGAGAAGCUUGUAGAAGCGAAUGGACCUACUUCACCUACUGAACCACCUGCAGACUCUUUGAACAGCAGCUUAACCAGUGACGAUGUCAAGCAGUAGACCGCUAAAAUGUGAUUUUGAAUACCCCAAAGCCCGGUUUAUCCUUUUUCUUGUUUUUCAUUAGUAUGGAAAAAGUUGGUUUUUGUUUUGCUUUUUAAAAAUGUUCUCUAGCUUAUUGGACCUAAAUCUUGUAGUGGAGUAUAUUAGUUUUAGCUUUUUAUUAGCUAGUCAAAUACAUGGCAGUAUUGAUAUUGUGUGUGGGAGUGGGUCUCUUUAAUCCAAAAAGAUAUGUUUCAGUUUUUUCUGUUUGAUUUUCAAUGGAAAGCAGUGUCAAUGCUAUUAAACCUCA